This is a messenger RNA of Drosophila busckii, 963 nucleotides long. It is a transcript of the gene Prosbeta5, whose product is annotated as proteasome subunit beta type-5. Gene Ontology annotation, molecular function: threonine-type endopeptidase activity. The transcript is spliced from 2 exons. Gene Ontology annotation, cellular component: proteasome core complex. Bases 82 to 921 code for a protein of 279 amino acids. The record is from RefSeq and is a predicted model, not a curated record. NCBI's taxonomy places the organism in Eukaryota, Metazoa, Arthropoda, Insecta, Diptera, Drosophilidae.
AUAUUUUGUUUGUCAUCUAUCUCUUCAUAAAUUGUUUUUUUGUGAUAAAGAUAGUCGCGCUGUCAAUUUAAAAGUUAGAAAAUGGCAUUAGCUGAGAUUUGUAAAAUUUCGAGUGCUUCGUACAUGAUGCCGACUGCAUGGUCCUCGAAAGAAGCUUGCGAUGAGAUCAAUGCAUUCUCCAGUAAUAUAGGAAAUCCAUACACAUUGGCUACCCCCCCAUUUGAAAGUCCAUUAGAGAACUUGAAAAAAAUUCAAUCAAACGCCGAUAAAACCGGCAUUAAAAUAAACUUUGAUCACGGCACGACAACUUUGGGAUUCAAAUAUCAAGGAGGAGUUAUAUUAGCUGUCGACUCCCGUGCUACCGGCGGUCAGUACAUUGGAUCGCAAUCAAUGAAGAAAAUCGUGGAAAUAAAUCAGUUCUUACUUGGAACUUUGGCUGGUGGUGCGGCCGACUGUGUUUAUUGGGACCGUGUAUUGGCAAAAGAAUGUCGCCUUCACGAGCUACGCAACAAGGAGCGUAUUUCAGUAGCCGCGGCCAGCAAAAUUAUGGCCAAUAUUGCUCAUGAAUAUAAGGGUAUGGGUUUAAGCAUGGGUAUGAUGUUAGCGGGCUAUGAUAAGCGUGGACCUGGUCUAUACUACGUCGAUUCCGAGGGAUCACGCACUCCCGGAAAUGUAUUCUCCGUUGGAAGCGGCUCCAUUUUCGCCUUCGGCGUGCUGGAUUCCGGCUACCAUUGGGACUUAAAAGACGAUGAAGCCCAAGAGUUAGGCCGACGUGCCAUUUACCACGCCACCUUCAGAGAUGCGUAUUCCGGCGGUAUUAUUCGCGUUUAUCAUAUGACAAAAAAUGGUUGGGUAAAGAUUUCUGAAACAGAUUGCAUGGAGCUUCACUACAAGUAUAAAAAAAUUGAGAAAUCAAACUAAUAUUUUAAUUCAAUGAAAUGAAACCUGUGGUUUAAAGAAAUA